AUGGAUCAACAGCAGAGUCAAUCCGGACCUCAAGGUCCUGGUGGGCGCAAGUUCCAUAUUGCUCAUCGGAGAAGUCCUUCUGAGCUUACCCCAUUGAUGAUGGAACAACUAGCCAUUCAGCAACAGAUUGAGUUGCUCCAGCAGCAGCAGCAACAGAUUGCUGCCACGCACCAGCAAUAUGUUAACAUGGGCUUGUUGCAGCCUCAACAACUGGGCCAAGUGCAAUCCUUCCAACCGGGUGCCUCCAUGGGUGGCGUUUCCCCACAGGUCAACGCAUUCCAGUUCCCCCAGCAGGGACAGCAACAGCUUGGAGUACCCAUGAAUCAACAAACUCAGCACUCGCACCGUCGUAACCAGUCCGCUCUUCCGGGCCUCCCCAUGGGUCCGCCACCUGCUCCAUCCUCCGGCGCGUCAGGAUAUGCCGAUUACAACCAGCAGGGUCAGAACAACAACCACAAAAAUGAGAACACCAACCACGGUCGUGGUCGUGGAGGUCCUCCCGGUGGUGGUCACCAGCGCCGUCACUCGCUUGCUCUCCCGGAAGCCAAGAAGGCCGCUGAGCUCGCUCAGCAGAAGCGAACGGCUUCUGGAUUCCAGUUCCCGGCUCCUGCCCCUGGUGCAAGCGGUGAUAACCAGUCAUCUUCAGAUGACAAGCCUGCAGCUAGCACUUCUCCGGCACCCCAGGGACUCGGCUUCCAGCGGGCUGGCAACAUUCGCGCUGGUGGUCAUGGUCGAAGCCAGUCGAUGGCCAUUGGUGGUAACCGUGGUUCCAUUUCCGGCCGCGGAGCGGGUGGUUUCCAAUUCCCCCAAGCCCCUGAGACCUCGUCCGGCCAGCCUGAUAACCAGCGGCGAGGAAGCCAACCCGGCCACGCUCGGUCGGGUUCGCGUAACUUCGAGGGCAACUGGCGCCAGCCGAACAACCAGAACCAGGGUCAGGAUCAGCAGAGACCCAUGGGCCAACAACAGGGUGGCUUCCAGCCUGGUCACCGCUCGCGCGGCUCGAUGAACCAGUCGAUGGGUUCUAUUGGACAGUUCCAGUAUCCUCCUCAGCAGCAGCCUCAGCUUAUUCAAUUGCCCCAGGGUCAAGUCAUGAUGGCACCUCAAAUGUUUGGUAACCAGCAACUCAACCCCCUCCAGUUGGCACAGCUCCAGGCCCUUCAGCAGCAGAACGGCCAGGGCAUGGGUCUCCAGGCCAGCCAGCACGCCCCGCCACAGAUGUCUGUCCAGCAACAGCAACAGCAACAGCAGCGGAAGACCCUUUUCACUCCUUACCUGCCUCAGGCAAACCUACCUGCACUCCUUAGCAAUGGACAAUUGGUCGCUGGUGUUUUGCGUGUCAACAAAAAGAACCGUUCGGACGCUUAUGUGACCACUGAUGACCUCGAUGCCGACAUCUUCAUCUGUGGUAGUAAAGACCGCAACCGUGCUCUUGAGGGCGACUUUGUCGCCAUUGAGCUGUUGGACGUCGACGAGGUGUGGUCCCAGAAGAAAGAAAAAGAGGAAAAGAAGAAGCGCAAGGACAUUACCGACGCUCGCUCCAACAGCAAUGCCGGAAAUGACAAGCUCGGUCGCGCCGAUUCCACUGGUGAUAGACAAGAAGUCGGCCCGGAUGGAAGCAUCCGUCGCCGUGGCAGUCUUCGCCAGCGUCCUACCCAGAAGAAGAAUGACGAUGUCGAAGUCGAAGGCCAGAGCCUUCUUCUGUGUGAGGAAGAUGAGAUCAGUGAUGAGCAAAAGCCUUUGUAUGCCGGUCAUGUUGUUGCCGUCAUUGAGCGUGUUGCGGGCCAGAUGUUCUCUGGUACUCUGGGCCUCUUGCGUCCCAGCAGCCAGGCCACAAAGGAGAAGCAGGAAGCCGAGCGGCAAGCCAGAGAUGGCGCCCACGGCCGUUCCCACCACGACCGUCACCAGGACAAGCCCAAGAUUGUUUGGUUCAAACCCACCGACAAGCGUGUUCCUCUCAUUGCUAUCCCGACCGAACAGGCGCCGCGGGACUUCGUUGAGAAGCACCAGGACUACGCCAACAGAAUCUUCGUUGCUUCCAUCAAGAGAUGGCCCAUCACCUCCCUCCACCCCUUCGGUACCCUCGUUGAGCAACUUGGUGAGAUGGGUGACCUGCGCGUUGAGACAGAUGCCCUGCUCCGUGACAACAACUUCGGAUCCGAUGACUUCUCGGAUGCCGUGUUGAAGAGCAUCGGCUGGGAAGACUGGUCUGUUUCCAGCGAGGGUGAUUCUCUGGCUUCACGCCGCGACUUCCGUGAAGAGACCAUCUUCACGAUUGAUCCCGUCGACAGCAAGGCCCUUGAGGAUGCAUUCCAUGUCAAGAAGCUUGCUGAUGGCAAGGUCGAGAUCGGUGUCCACGUUGCCGACAUUGCUCACUUUGUCAAGGGCAACUCCCUCGUUGACCGUGAGGCCAAGAAGCGCGGUACCGCUGUUUAUCUGGUUGACCGUAUCAUGAACAUGUUGCCUACACGUGUCUCCACUGAGCUCUGCUCUCUGGUCCCUGGAGAGGACCGCCUAACAGUCAGCGUUGUCUUCAAGGCCAACCCUACUACCGGAGUCGUCGAUGAGGAUGUCUGGAUUGGCAAGGGUGUCAUCAAGAGCGCUGGCCGACUUGACUAUGACCAAGUCAACGGAAUUGUCAAGGGCAAGUCCAAAGAGAGUGCCAGCGGUAUCUCCGCUGAUAACAUUCGUUUGUUGAAUGACACUGCCGGCAAAUUCCGUGAGGCUCGCUUCGGUAACCGGGUAUCGAACGUCCCUGUUCAGCGUUUGCUCCAGCAGCUCGAUGACGAGAACGUUCCCGUUGAAUAUAACAUUUUUGAAUCUACCGCUGCUCACGAACUUGUUGAGGAGCUUAGCCACCAGGCCAACUAUUUCGUUGCCCGAAAGCUCGCCAGCGCCAUGCCCGACAAGGCAUUCCUGCGCCGACAGUUCCCGCCCAACCCUCGUCGCCUGACUCUGUUCGUUGAGAGAAUGAACCGCCUCGGCUUUGAGAUGGACCCCAGCAGCAGUGGCAGCCUCCAGAGCUCUCUGUGCAAGGUGCAAGAUGUGGAUCUCCGCAAGGGUAUGGAAACUCUUCUUGCCAAGGCCAUGCAACGCGCCAAGUACUACGUUGGUGGUACUUCUGAUGAGCAGCGUCAGCAUUACAUGCUCAAUGUCCCAGUCUACACUCACUUCACUAACCCCUCUCGUCGCUACACGGACAUCCUCGUGCACCGUCAACUCGAGGCUGUCCUGUCCGAGGGUUCUGUGGAGUUCACUGACGAUAUUGAGUCUUUGAACAAGACCGCCGACCUUUGCAACAACAAGAAGGACUCGGCUCUCAACGCCCAGGAGCAGAGCGUUCAUAUUGAAGCCUGCCGCAACAUGGACCGCAAGAGUCGUGAAAUUGGCGGUGACCUCAUCAGCGAGGGUAUUGUUCUCUGUGUCUACGAGUCCGCCUUUGACGUUCUCAUUCCCGAGUACGGCUUUGAGAAGCGUGUGCACUGUGAUCAGCUGCCACUGAAGAAGGCCGAGUACCGCAAGGACACUCGUGUGCUUGAACUAUACUGGGAGAAGGGCGUUCCAUCGUCCGCCUACAUCCCCGAGGACGAGCGUCCCAAGCCUGGCAACUCUCGCGCUGCUCAGGCUGCGGCGGCAGCUCGGGAGGCCGAGGCCGCUCGGGAGCGUGCUAGAGAGCGCGAUGAGGCCAUGCGCAAACAGACUGAAACCGGCACCAUGUCUGCCGAUGAUGUCGAUGCCCUCUUCGACGACGAUGAAGAUGUGGACGAUGUCACCGAGAUGGCGGCCGGUGUGUCGCUCAACUCGGCUGACCGUUCCACUCAGAGCAUGCCACCAUCGCCCACCCGCAAUGGCCACCACCAGCAGGGACCUCACCGUACCCGCUCUGACCCCAAGAUUGCCUCCGGUGCCAACGAUGCGCCCGAGAACAAGUUGACCAACAAGGAGAAGUACUUGAGCCUGUUCAAGCUGAGAGAGGUGGAUGGAGACUUCAUCCAGGAUGUUACUGAGAUGACUCGUGUGCCCAUAAUCCUGAAGACUGACCUGAGCAAGAGUCCUCCAUGCCUCACUGUUCGCUCUGUGAACCCCUACGCCCUGUAG
Molecule: messenger RNA, 4095 nt
Organism: Penicillium arizonense
Lineage: Eukaryota; Fungi; Ascomycota; Eurotiomycetes; Eurotiales; Aspergillaceae
Gene: ssdA
Product: mRNA-binding translational repressor SSD1
Exons: 5
Coding region: 1-4095 (1364 amino acids)
Biological process (GO): mRNA catabolic process
Cellular component (GO): P-body; exosome (RNase complex)
Molecular function (GO): RNA binding; 3'-5'-RNA exonuclease activity
Source: RefSeq, a predicted model, not a curated record